AUGUGGCCAAUCAACAACGCUCUGAGUCUGGCAUACUGCGCACCGAUCUUUUACCUGAACGAAGAUAUUGUCUUUUUGAUAUGCGAGCGCCUCAUUUCGGAGCCGACACCCGCCGACGACCGCCUUGCUCACGCCAAAGCUUUCUCCGAAACCUGUCAACGAUUCCGAUACAUGGCAGCUCCCAUUAUCCUUUAUAACGUCAAACUCCGCAUGGAUCAAGAUCGAAUCAGCGCUACUUUGCAAACUCUGGAGAGAUGCCAAUAUAGUAAGAAUUGCAUCCGACGUGUCUCAAUCGAAGAUCCGAACCUCCCAUCGGCCAUGCUCGUGCGUGGACUCGCAAGAGCUUUGAACGGCAUAAAAAGCUUAACGAGCAUGGAGAGCUUGAUCAUGGACCUCGUACUGCCCCGAUGGUCCGAUAUGCGAAGCGAUUUCCUCGAAGAGGUCGGCGCAUUCCCUCAAGUCAAGGAACUUCGGCUAUGUGCCGAGCUUGCGCCCUUGGCGGAAAGAUGUGUGAACGUCACGAGCCUCUUCGGAAUUCUACUCCCAUCAGACUGGACGAUUAUCGAUGCUACCCGUCAAAUGAACAACAUCCAACGUUUUGAUCUCAAAGCGUACUGGGAACCGGAACACCUUGAAGCUCUACUCAAUGCCCGACCGGACUUACGGGAACUCGGGAUGCUCUCGUUCGAGAAUUUGGGUUACGAACGCGUGCAAUACGCGCCACGAUCAUCGGACGAGAAAAAUGGCAAAGCAUACAGGGGUGACUUCCGAAGCAUGCUAGCCGUACUCGCGCAAUUCUGGAACCUGAGAACCCUUGCUAUCACAGAGGUGCCGAGACUAUACCCUUAUCCGUACGAGCCGUACGAAAAAGACCCCACGAUCGAAGUCCCAGAGCUUCCCGUGCAGCGCCUGCAGGACAUCGUUGUUAAUAACGUCUUCUGUGCUUGUCGGGCACUGAAAGUUUUGUGGAUCGGGGAGUCCAUAAGAGCGACUGUGGUGCGAGACUCGCUCGGUGGCGUUGACGGGGUCAUGAUCGGGUAUGGAAAGAGACGCGCUGUUGCUGAGAGACGAUGA
Lecanosticta acicola is the source of this 1074-nucleotide messenger RNA. The record is from the annotation of a GenBank genome assembly. Lineage: Eukaryota; Fungi; Ascomycota; Dothideomycetes; Mycosphaerellales; Mycosphaerellaceae.